AUGUUCGAUAACUCUCAGUACCCCUACAACUGCUUUAAUUAUGAUGGAGAGUACCCUUCAUCUGCCACUGACGAGGACAAGAAAGUGUGCCGACCUGCUUACAGUUAUAUAGCACUAAUCGCCAUGGCUAUUCAGCAGAGUCCAGAAAACAAAGUCACCUUAUCUGGGAUCUACGAGUUCAUCAUGAGAAGAUUUCCUUAUUACAGAUCCAAUCAGAGAGCCUGGCAGAACUCCAUUCGGCAUAAUCUCUCCCUCAACAGCUGCUUUAUAAAGGUACCUCGCGCCGAGGGCAAUGAGAAGGGAAAGGGAAAUUUUUGGACGUUUGCCACAGGCUGUGAGUCCAUGCUGGACCUGUUUGAAAACGGUAACUUUCGUCGUCGCCGCCGCCGUCGGCGUAACUUGAGCCUGGGCUUCAGAGAGCCGGCCGAACCCUUCAGCACCAUGGACCCACAGCAGAACACCACAGUCCGUCCACUUCACUCCGACUAUCCAAAAGGUUUCAACCACAGAGCCAGAAGCGGCCAGCACAACCCUCCACUCAGCAAACCCGUACCAGAGAUCAAAUUCAGCAUCGACUACAUUUUGUCCACAGCAGACCCCUCGCCAGGGUUUCGCCCCCCACACAGCGGAUCAGCGGGAGCUGUGAUACAACAUCUGGAGCCACAGCAGAUCAACCUGCACUUCUGGACCCUGUAACAUAAACUCUCACAAAAAGAAUAAAAUUAACACAAAAAAGACCAAAAACAUCUAAACCACAAAAAGAUGUGGUUCAAAACUGUUAAGACAGAAAAAUGAUUGUGGACAUUUGUUGUUCUUAACUUUAACCUAUAAAUCAUUCAGACACUAGUAGACACAGAAUGA
Trichomycterus rosablanca is the source of this 861-nucleotide messenger RNA. It is a transcript of the gene foxl3, whose product is annotated as forkhead box L3. The record is from RefSeq and is a predicted model, not a curated record. Gene Ontology annotation, biological process: cell differentiation; anatomical structure morphogenesis; regulation of transcription by RNA polymerase II. Gene Ontology annotation, molecular function: RNA polymerase II cis-regulatory region sequence-specific DNA binding; DNA-binding transcription factor activity, RNA polymerase II-specific. Lineage: Eukaryota; Metazoa; Chordata; Actinopteri; Siluriformes; Trichomycteridae. Bases 1 to 696 code for a protein of 231 amino acids. The transcript has 3 exons.